Coregonus clupeaformis (lake whitefish) is the source of this 1767-nucleotide messenger RNA. It is a transcript of the gene kyat1, whose product is annotated as kynurenine aminotransferase 1. NCBI's taxonomy places the organism in Eukaryota, Metazoa, Chordata, Actinopteri, Salmoniformes, Salmonidae. The record is from RefSeq and is a predicted model, not a curated record. Gene Ontology annotation, cellular component: mitochondrion; cytoplasm. Gene Ontology annotation, biological process: biosynthetic process. Gene Ontology annotation, molecular function: L-kynurenine:2-oxoglutarate transaminase activity; pyridoxal phosphate binding. Bases 183 to 1523 code for a protein of 446 amino acids. The transcript has 13 exons.
ACGUGACUUCUUCCCACAGCUGAAGGAGUGCAGUCGGCACAAUAGCACAACGACAGCGAAUUGGUAAAAGACACGAACGUCUACCUCGAACUUGCCAAUUUUAAAAUUGCAAACGUUGGUUCUGUUACAAUAAAAUUGCAAACGUUGGUUCUGUUACAAGGUAAUCUGCACUCCUCACUGGCAUGCUAAGAAGAGCAACUGCAAAUGUGACUGUGAAUUGUUGGAAAGGAAACAUUGUAAAACUUGAUCAUAAGUUAAUCAUGUCACGCCAGCUACAUGCUCGCAGAAUCGAGGGAAUCGACAAAAAUAUAUGGGUUGAUUUUACCCAGCUGGCUGCUGACUACAAGGCAGUGAAUCUAGGCCAGGGCUUUCCUGACUUCCCCCCUCCAAGCUACAUCCAAGAGGCCUUCUGCAAAGCAGUCAACGGAGGAUGCUCAAUGCAUCAGUACACACGCGCUUUCGGCCAUCCCGCUCUUGUGUCGAUCCUGGCCAAGUUCUUUGGUAGAGUCGUGGGACAUGAGAUUGAUGCUUUUGAGGACAUCCUGGUCACUGUCGGAGCCUACCAGGCUCUCUUCUGCACCUUUCAAGCCCUGGUCGAUGAAGACGAUGAGGUCAUCAUUAUUGAGCCUUUUUUCGACUGCUAUCAGCCAAUGGUGAAGAUGGCAAGAGGAAAGGCUGUCUAUGUGCCACUGAGGCCAAGAGUGGAGGGGGGCAAGGCCCUGACUAGUGCAGACUGGCUCCUAUCGUCUGAGGAGUUGGCCAGUAAAUUCAACCCACGCACCAAAGCCAUCGUCAUCAACACUCCCAACAAUCCAUUAGGCAAGGUGUAUAAGAGGGAGGAGCUCCAGGUGAUUGCAGACCUGUGUAUAAGGCAUGAUGUGGUGUGUAUCAGUGACGAGGUGUACGAGUGGCUGACUUAUGACGGUGCCAAGCAUGUGAAGAUAGCCAGUCUUCCUGGGAUGUGGGAGCGGACUGUCACGAUAGGAAGCGGAGGAAAGAGCUUCAGUGCUACAGGGUGGAAGGUUGGCUGGGCUAUUGGAGCAGGGCACAUUCUAAAGCACCUGAAGACCGUCCAUCAGAACUCUGUGUACCACUGUGCCACUGCCGCUCAGGAGGCGGUGGCCCAAGGUUUCCAGAGAGAGUACGAGCAGUUUGGGACGCCAGAGAGCUACUUCCUGCAGCUGCCUGAGAGGCUGCAUCACAAGAGGAAGAAGCUGGCCACCUGUCUGGAGAGUGUUGGCCUGCAGCCCAUUCUGCCUGAGGGAGGCUACUUCAUGAUCGCAGACAUCUCCUCUCUCAAGGUUGACUUGAAUGAUCCAAGCACUCAGGGUGAAGCUCAUGACUACAGAUUUGUCAAGUGGCUCAUUAAAGAGAAGGGUUUGGCCACUAUCCCUGUCUCGGCUUUCUACAGCCCUGAGCACCGCAAGGACUUUGAAAACUACGUUCGGUUCUGCUUCGUCAAGGAGGACUCAACGUUGAACGCUGCCGAGGAUAUCCUCAGAAAGUGGAGGGAUGGAAAAUGAAGAAAGCACACAGACAACCCUUCCUGUUUUGCCUUUAUCCAGCCUAGCUCAAAUCAGGUGUUCUCAGUUGAACCGAGCCAUAUUCAGCACCUAUGGAUUUAUUUACACUGUAGCACUGUAGGAAUAGACCUCCAUAGGAGCAAGUUAUAAGGGAUGUUUUCCUUUGUCAAUGUACACUGAGUGUACAAAACAUUAGGAACACCUUCCUAAUAUUGAGUUUCACCCAUUUUUGCCCUCAGAACAG